AUGGAAAUCGCAGAAAUGCUCGAGCGUAGAAGGAUUGACAUCUGCUGCCUUCAGGAAACCCGAUGGAAAUCGAAUGGUGUCUGUCAUGUCAACUCAGACAAAGAAAAAUAUAAACUAUUCUGGAAUGGUCAAAAGACGGCCAAAAAUGGUGUUGGAAUUUUUGUCAGAGAACUGCUAGCCCAAGAAGUACUGGAUAUUAAAAGGAUUAAUUCACGUCUCAUGUGGAUCAAGCUUCGCAUAGAAAAACAAACAAUGAUUAUUUUUUCUGCAUACGCACCACAGACAGGCGAAUCAGAAGAGAUGAAAAAUGACUUCUGGACAGCAUUCUCUGACACCAUCUCAACAAUACCAAAAUCUGAAACAAUCCUGAUUGGAGGCGAUCUCAAUGGCCACGUUGGA
Messenger RNA from Helobdella robusta, 399 nucleotides. RefSeq lists its product as hypothetical. Gene Ontology annotation, molecular function: catalytic activity. The record is from RefSeq and is a predicted model, not a curated record. Gene Ontology annotation, biological process: chromatin remodeling. NCBI's taxonomy places the organism in Eukaryota, Metazoa, Annelida, Clitellata, Rhynchobdellida, Glossiphoniidae. Gene Ontology annotation, cellular component: nucleus. The annotation marks the transcript as partial. The transcript has a single exon.